AUGAAUUCCAUGAAGCCUGAAGAGUACAGCAAGCCAUUAAAUGCUGCAGAAAAAGACCAGAGUACCAGACCUAAAGUUUUAAAGGAAUACAAGGGUACUGUCAGGAAGCACAAAUGUUUGUGCAUACCUGUGAAUCACUAUCUAGCUGCUGUAAGGGAGUGCAGCAGCACCUCCAAGCUCAGAAGUGAAGUUGACAAGCAUGAAAAUCAGAAUCCAGUUUUGCACACCAAUAAAGAAUGCUGUUUCAUCUUUACUUUCAAUGGCUCUGGGAAAUUGGGCCACAAUGUAUUCACGACAUAUGGUGAACUAAGUGAGAGUAUCUACUCAGCCUUAAGUGUAAUACACUUUGUGGAACACAAUUUCAGUAAGAACACUAUUGUUUAAGAGAAAACCACAGAAGAAUAUAUAAACUUAUGAAUGUCACUCAGAGACUCUUAUUUUAUAAUACUUUUUGGCCAAAGAAAGAGUAACCAGGAAGAUGGUCAGAUAUUCCACCAAAGAGAAAAUUAAAACAUCCAAUGCAAUCUUUUUCAUGUUGUUGCAAUGGGGAAGAGGAGGGUUCCUAAGAUUAAGGAACUUCAUGAAAAGGAACUAAAUGAAUUUAAAUGGACCUAUAAGAAAAUUUAGAAAAAAUCCACAGUGAAUGAAAUAGCUGGAGGAGUCUUAGAAGUGGACAUUUUUUAAAAUAUUUGACAGGGAAGGCAUCCAUAAAAAAUUAAAUAGAAGACUGAAAAUGCAACUGAUGAAAGCAAUCACUGGAAUCUGAUACAGUCUAACAAUGUUCCAGAACCGAAGAAACUUGGAGAGACUGGCAAUGCAGUCAACAAACACGCCAUCCUACCUCAAAGUCUAGAGCAUGAUGGUCAAAGUUAAACUCACCGAACAAUUUCCAUAAUCAAACAUUACAAUAAUAACUUCAGCAGAAAAUAUAAGAAGAUAAACUUACAAGGUAGAUAGAAGCCCCAUUGGGGCAGGUGGUAUUCUAUUAACUUGGAUAUACAGAAAGAGGUAAUUAAUCUCUUGUUGGACAAAGCCGUAAUGCAUCGAUAUCUGAAUUUUAAAAAAGAAGCAUGUUGGUUGAGAAGUCACCUUAGGAAAAAGAAGAGACAAAAAUUACCAAUGUUUAAACAAUUCAACAUAUAUAAAAAGUACUUCGAAAGAGUGAUUGAAAUUUUUUCAUUUGCAACCUGUGAACAACUUACUUAUUUGGUUCACUUAAUUGUUCACUCAGAAGGCCCAUUCCAGCAAAAAGAUGGUUGCACUGUGAUUCUUCUAAUUCAAGGGUUAGGGAGGUGUCCAGAACCUUAUCAAGGUAAGUUGGUAGAAUCCAUGCUGUCAUGUGUAAUGCUUUCCUUUAUGUUUACCCAAAGAAGUUUCCUGUCAGAGGUUUAGACCACAUACCCAUUUAGUUAUGGUACUUGAUUCUCUAACGGAUCUUCAGUGUUUAAUGCAUCUGACAAAUUUGUGCUUAGUGAAUUUGGUUAUUCUUUAGAUUCUGUUCUUGAUAUUAAACAGAAAAAUGAGAGCUUGUAUAAAUUAUUAAAUGGAGACAACGAGAGCCACAAUAAAGAGAAAAAUAAGAAACAAGAAGUCAUCACUUCAAAACAUCAGGUUGAACCCAUGAGAUAUUAG
Messenger RNA from Castor canadensis (American beaver), 1632 nucleotides. The record is from RefSeq and is a predicted model, not a curated record. Lineage: Eukaryota; Metazoa; Chordata; Mammalia; Rodentia; Castoridae.